AUCUUUUUUGCCAGAGUAUAAAAUAGUGAUGCUGACACAUCAUAGUGCACAUCAGACCUGAAUCAUGAUGCUCCUGACCUUAAUCACCAUUUCUGCUCUUCCUCUCCUCUUACUCAGUCGUGGAGGGAUGUGUGAGGAGAUAAUUGGAGGUAGAGAGGUUGCUCCACAUUCAAGGCCUUAUAUGGUCUAUCUUAGUGCCGACUGUGGAGGAGCUCUUAUUAAGGAGAAUUGGGUCCUGACAGCAGCACAUUGUCACAGAAAUGGGUUUGUGCAGGCAAUACUUGGAGCUCAUUCCAUUAAUGGAAAUGAAAAGGAACAGCAAAUAAUCGAAGUAGAAGAGCAAGUGGUCCAUAAACACUAUGACAACUCAAACUAUGCUAAUGACAUCAUGCUGGUAAAGCUGAGCAAGAAAGCCACCAUCAAUCAGUACGUACAGAUGCUUCCACUGCCUACCAGUGAGGUGGACCCCCCAGCAGGUACCACCUGCAGCAUCGCAGGAUGGGGGAGAACUGAAUAUCAUGGGAAACCAGCCGAUGCACUUCAAGAAGUUACUGUCAAGGUUAUAAGUAGACAAGAAUGUAAUAGAAGAGAUUCUUACAAUGGGAAAGUAACACCAAGCAUGAUGUGUGCAGGAGAACGCAAUGGAAGAAAGGAUGUCUGUACUGGUGAUUCAGGAGGUCCGCUAAUAUGUAAUGAGAUUUACACAGGCAUCGUUUCCUUUGGUGUUGAAUGCGGGAAGAAAAACUUUCCAGGAGUCUAUACUCGCCUCACUGAUGACUAUCUACACUGGAUCAAGAGAGUAACACAAUACUGAAAGAUUUUGUUGUUUUUGUUUUACAAUUGCAAGAAGUGCUAUUUUUUUCUUUUAGUUUAUGCAACAGAUUUCAGAGUCACAAAUAAAUUUAUUUGAAUAUAUGUAAACAGUAUUUUACACUGCUGCAUGAUAUACUUCAGUGAAUUCAUCCGUCUUGAUUCACAUCUACACAAAGGCUGUAUUUAUACUGCGACAUAGUGCUUAAGUGGACAUUCUCUGUAAGCUACAGGUCAUAAUGCCUAAGAAUUAAGACCAGAACAAAUUCAUUUAGAAAAAAAAAACUCAAUAAAAUUUGAAAGAUAUUAAAAUGUUUUAUAAAGGAUACUGAAAAAUGUCCAACUACUGUUAAAAUAAAACUAAAAAUUAGACAUGAGACCAUACAUAUAUCUCACAAUACAACUCAUAAUGUGAUUGAGGCUUCACAAUUACAGAACUGUUUGUGAAAAAAUAAAAUGUAAUUUAUUUAUUUGAUAACUUCCAUUUUAUUUAUUUCAUUUUGACACAAAUGGUACUCCAUACAAUGAAGUUCCCCUUGGGAUUAAUAAAGUAUCUAUCUAUCUAUCUAUCUAUCUAUCUAUCUAUCUAUCUAUCUAUCUAUCUAUCUAUCUAUCUAUCUAUCUAUCUAUCUAUCUAUCUAUCUAUACACAAUACAGUAUUCCCCCGAUCUGAAGUUGUCAUAAAAGAAAUGCAUGUUUAGUGUUACUUAUUAUCAGACAUUCAUAAACCAAAACACUGCAAAGUAUAUUAAAAUUUGUACAGAAAUGCACACGCUUUAAUAAAAAUUUUUGCAAGCUUUUUCUUUUUAUCAAAAUAAAAUAAUCUUAAAUAUUUACAUAAAAUAUUUGAAGCACAAUAACAUAAUAUGUAUUGCACGUUAAUUGGCACAUUCAAGUAAGAAUUUCACUGUACACUGUAGUUGAGACAAUAAUGGCCAUAUUUAUUCAAAUUUAAAUAUAUCGUUUUGAUUUCUGGGUAACAUCAAACAUUGCUCAAACAAUGGCUGUCCUUUUAUUUCCCUCUUGAAUGUCUUACUGACCCUGUUAGCUGUGGUCCUGACUAGAUCAAUGAAAAACGUUUAAUGUUAUCUUUUCUUUCAAGAUUGUCAUCUCUCUGCAUGAAGCUGAGAACUCCCCUCAGUAUCUCCUGGAGCUGAACACACUCACUCACUGGCUACAGACAUAGCAAAGUCCGACAUGUGAUAUGAGCAUAAUAGCAAGCUUUGGGAAUUCGGCUGCUUUCUCUCUCAAUGCUAGAGGACUGUUUGGAGCAAUGCUGUAUAGUUCCUCCUUGCUGUAAUCUACCCCUACUCUGAAUUUGUAUUGAUGUUUUGAGCACUCGUUCUCAUAUCUGUGGCUUGUGAGAGUUGCCAUUUGAGUGUAUCUCCUAAGAACUGCUCCAGUACUAUGAUAAGUUUAUGCUUUGGCAGUCCCAGUAGAGUUCAGUUUGAAAACAAUCCUGUGGAUGCAGUGGUACACUGAUGGAGCAAUGUUGCGAUUCAAUGUACUUGUCCAAGGAUGUGAUUCAAACUGCGGUCCCAGCCGAAUUUCAUAUACAGUGACACCUCUGUUGUUCAUUCACCACCAUCCAGACGCUGACUAACGGUUCUGCCAAAGUGCAGUCCGUUUGGCUUCAAACAUUAUUUCUUGUUUUUCAAUUACAUUUUUAAAUUCCCUGUUUUUGACAGAAGACAUUUUAGUUUGCCUUUGUGUUACAAUUCAGUUAUGUGGUAUGUCCUAAACACACGAUACAAGACCAUAAUUCAUAUUGGCAGCAUUUUGUAUCUCAUAUUCUAUACAACAAAAUGUUGUUGUGUCAUGCUUACUGAAAUUAGAUCAUCUGACCACUUUAUUAAAUGUAUGUGAGGUUUGUAUCAAAUGUAAUCUGCUGAUUAAUUUUAGAGUUUAGUAAAGAUAUGAUUAGAAAAUCAGUUCUAUCAACCUUUACACACCUUAAUCAAACAUUUUCCCCCCAGUUGUAGAUGUCCAAAGUUCUCCUUGAGGUUGAACUCUAAUCAUGCUUUGCCUGAACAGCCUAUUUUCUCUGGUUGACAUGCAUCAGUUCUCAAUGAUUGUUACUUUGUUGAUCUUCAAUGAGCUUCUUUAUGGGAGACCACCAUGUUUAAAAUGCUUUACCUAUCAUCUAGCACAGUUAAAACCUAUCCAGACAACUUAGUAUGAACGAAUGACAAUUAAGACGAUUCCCUUCUUCACAAGAAACCUGACGACACACAUUGUUGAAACAACAUAUCUUUGUUAGUCUUUUUCUCUCAUUGAACAAUGAUUAGCUGACUGUUGAUGUGCUCAUUACGUCUGGUAUGAUGGCUGUAGGACUAAGGCAAGCUAAAGACCGGCAUUAUAAGCGAUGGACCAAAAGAGAGUGACUGUAGCAAGAGGAGCAGAGCUGCAAUACUGACCCUGAGGUAUAAGCAACUCAUUAACCCAUGUUCAUUUUGAUGAUGGAAUAUUUAGAAGUGAUCCAACUUCCAACACCAUCAAACUUUAUAGGGAAGAAUAUUGAUGGGGUCACUUAUGGUGUAGGGGGGUGCUAGAUAUGACUUUCCAUAGCAGCUUUUUCAAGGGAGCAAUUAUGCAUCUUAAAAAAUGUUUAUAUAUUACACCCCAGGACUAAGAAUUGUUUAACUGAGUAUCUUUUUGUUUGUGCUUUAAUUCACUGAGCAUUUAAUGCUAAUGAUUUCUGCAACAUUUAUUGCAUUUUUAAAGCAACAAUUGUGUAAGACUGUAAGCACAAUAUGUAUUCUAUAUUGGCUUUAAUUGUUUUAAUAAAAUCAUUCAGAAUGA
Molecule: messenger RNA, 3612 nt
Organism: Erpetoichthys calabaricus (reedfish)
Lineage: Eukaryota; Metazoa; Chordata; Cladistia; Polypteriformes; Polypteridae
Product: granzyme A-like
Exons: 5
Coding region: 65-814 (249 amino acids)
Biological process (GO): proteolysis
Molecular function (GO): serine-type endopeptidase activity
Source: RefSeq, a predicted model, not a curated record